Molecule: messenger RNA, 445 nt
Organism: Babesia bovis T2Bo
Lineage: Eukaryota; Apicomplexa; Aconoidasida; Piroplasmida; Babesiidae
Product: cytochrome b5-like Heme/Steroid binding domain containing protein
Exons: 4
Coding region: 17-412 (131 amino acids)
Molecular function (GO): heme binding
Source: RefSeq, a predicted model, not a curated record
GUUCGUUUUCCGAAAUAUGGACGAAUCAUCCAAAAGGACACCUACAUAUUCAGGUUUAAGUAAUGGUCCAAUUUUAGGUUCGGCACAGCUUAGAUUUGCUGAAAUGAUGGAUUUGAACAAAGAUAGUGUUGUCACGCGCUCUGAUGGUCCAGUAGACGUUGCAGAGGUUGCUAAGCAUACUUCUGAGACUGACUGCUGGAUUAUAUUCAAGGGCAAGGUAUAUGAUAUAACACGUUAUUUGGACACUCAUCCUGGUGGACGUGAUCACUUAUUGGCUUUUGCCGGUAUGGACGUAACUGAGGAGUUUAUGGACACUCACCCCUGGGUGAAUGCUGAAUUCCUGUUAAAAUCGCUAUUAGUGGGUGAUCUCAACACAGAUGAUUCCGAUUUAAAGCCCGAGAUCAAUUCGUGAUGUGAAAUGUACAUCCAAUAAUGUUAAUCGUUG